AGGCAAGGUGGCAAGGUGGCCAGGUGAUGCCUUGAGAAUCUUGUCCGCGCCAUGGGGGCUGCUGAGAGUUGCUGCAAGGAGGCGUGUGCGCCGUGUGCGCGGCCUGAAGGGCCUGGGCCCUGGGCUUUGGCCGACACGGAUCCCGAGGGACCCGAUGCUGACGAGGGUGAAGACAGCCAGCCAGUCACCGGCCUUGCCGGCGCGCUCUCGAGAGCGGCGGGGGGGUCGUUGGCGUGCCCACCCAGCCAGAGCAAUAAAUUGUGCAAGAUAAGCCGGCUGCAGAACUUGCAGCACCUUGAGGUGGACAAGGACAUUCUGCGCGCAAUUCCGCUGAAGAAGUCCUUGAGAGGUCUCGGCCACCUCUGGCGAAAGUCCCCCAUCGACCUGACGAAGGAUGAGGGUGAGGGGCUGUGGGCGCAAUCGCAGCCAGUGGACUAUAUCGACACCUUUCUCUCCCACACUUGGUCAACACCUGGAGGACACAAGGUCCUCUCGUUGACGAUUCAGUCCGCUUGGCUCUUCAUUCUGCUUUCUUGGGCCAGUGUUGCAUUGAUUUUCUCUGUCCUUUGCAUCCUAGACUUCCUGCCGAUGCCGUUUUCUAUCCAUGUUACGGUGUUAGAGUUUCAGGCUCAAUGCAAAGUUGGAGUUUGGGUGGUUAUUUCCAGCUUGCUGGCAGCAGUCCUGUCGGCCUUUCUUUGGCCAUGGGUGCCGGAAGUCUUGUGCCUAAAGUCUAACAAGUGCUUCCUGGAUGUGGUAUGCAUUCACCAGACAGACGCGGACCUUAAGGAGCGGGGGAUUUAUGGCCUGGGUGGCUUUCUGAAAGUCUCCCGCGAGUUGAGGGUGCUGUGGACAGGUCCAUAUCUUUCGAGACUUUGGUGUGUCUUCGAGCUAGCAGCAUAUCACAGCGCAAACCCGCGAGGGCAGACCAACCUCACGUCAGUUCCUAUCGAACUGGGCGUGUUUGUGGCAAUGAUUGGCAGCUAUGUUGCGUCCAUUUGCUUUGCGUUUGCUUAUGCAAUACCAACAGCUUCUGAUUCACUGAGCUCUGGAUCAUCCUUGGCGCCGAAUGUACGAUUUUUUUUGGCACUCUUUUUCGGGAUGUUGCCGAUCGUGUUUGUCAUCCACUCCCUCCGCAACAUUUUUCAGAAGCACGCGCAGAUGCUGGAAGGCUUGGAACACUUUGAUGCAGAGCAGGCAAGCUGCAGAUCUGACUUUGACCGAGAAUUCAUUUUCACUGGGAUCAAGGCAUGGUUCGGAAGCACCAUGAAUUUCAACCACUACGUGAGGACCACACUCCGCAGAUCCCUUCUGCGGAAAAGGAACCCUUUUCCAGCUCGGUACUCUUCUUUGAUCGUGGUGGGGCCAGUCAGUCUGGGUCUGGAAACUUUUCUGGGCAUGUGCAAGGAGGGUGCACCCUUCAAAUGUAUUUUGACCUAUAUUGGUUGCCAGUUAGUCUGCGCCAAUGUGAUGUGGAUAAUGUUGAGCAUUAGGCUGCUUGCUUUGCUCGCUGAGCACUUCUUCAGUCGCAGCAGCUCGCGUUUCAGGGACUACGCAAAAUCGCUAUGCAUUUGGGCAGUGUUUUACAUCUUCUUGUACGUUGGCCUCCUAGCUGGCGCAGAAGCCCGCAAGGUCAAUGAGAUGGCAGCCCUCAUUUGGGUGCUUAUAGCGCUUUUACUCUUUGGGCUAGCAGUGCGGCGUGACCUGCUGUGAUCAUUGCCUGCCUCCCAGAGUGCCCCGUUUUGAAGCCGCUUUGGGGUUGGGGCGUGCACCCGGGCAAAUCCGUUGAAGCACCUCGUCUCUCCUUCGUGAUGAGUUUAUUCGGCAGACCA
Messenger RNA from Effrenium voratum, 1829 nucleotides. Lineage: Eukaryota; Dinophyceae; Suessiales; Symbiodiniaceae. The record is from the annotation of a GenBank genome assembly.